AUGGAGGCCCUCCGCCAGAUGGAGGAGAGCAGGACGACGACGCCUGUGGUUGGCCCUGAGCCACGACCUGCGAUCAGGGAGUGGAGCUUGGAGGACUUUUUGAAGCACCACCCAGCAAAGUUUGAUGGGAAGACCAGUCCUGAUGCUGCAGACCAAUGGCUAAAGGACCUGGAGCGCAUCUAUGAUGCGAAGAUGUGCCCUGCAGAGAACAGGUUGGCGUUCUCAGUCUAUAUGCUCACGGGAGAGGCAGAGCAUUGGUGGAGCAGCACCAGAUCCAUCCUUGAGGAGAGGGAUGAGGCAGUGACAUGGGAAACCUUCAGGGAGAGAUUUCUCUCCGAGUACUUUCCAGACAGCAUCAGAUACGCCAAGGAGGUGGAAGUGAUGGAGAAGAUGAAGCGCGAGGUGGAGGGUCAGCGCCCACAGCAGCUGCAGCCGUCGCAGAGGAUAGGUGGACCAGCUGGGUCCAGGCCCAGACAUGAGGAGAGGAGGAUGCCAUAUGAUAGACCACACCAUCAGCCUCAGGAGUCUAGGAGCUUUCCUCCGCAGCAGGGUAGAGUUCGGUGUUACUCAUGUGGAGGACCCCACCCAAGGCAUGCUUGUCCACGUAGGGAGGGAUACCGUCGAUGCAACAACUGUGGCAAGGAAGGCCACUUUGGGAGAGAUUGCCCCAACCUUUCUAGGGCAGCGACACGCCCUCCAGUUCAGACACCCCAGCAGCAUCAGGGGAGGGACAAAGGCAACAGGCCUCAGGCGACGGGCAGAGUGUACGCCAUGUCAGGAGUUGAGGCAUCAGGCUCAGGUAACUUGGUUAUGGGUAGUUGCAUGAUAGCUAGUUCUUCUUGUUGUGUGCUAUAUGAUUCUGGAGCGACACACUCUUUUGUGUCUUUUGCUUGUGUGGAACGUCUGGGUUUGCUAGUGAGCGAGCUACAGUGCGAGCUCGCGGUGUCUACUCUGGCGUUGGGAUUGGUCACGACGUCGUCUUUGUGUGCUCGGUAUCCAGUGGAGGUAGAGGGACGCAGGUACAAGGUGAAUCUAAUCUGCUUGCCUCUGCAAGACUUGGAAGUGAUCUUAGGGAUGGAUUGGCUCUCUGCUAGUCGCGUCCUUAUAGACUGCCGAGAGAAGAGAUUGUUGUUUCCCGAUUCUGAGGAUCUCGAGUUAGUGUCCCCCCAGGGGGCGGUGAGGGAGAUUCAGAGUGGUGCGCAGUGCUUCAUAAUCUUCGCUCGUAUGGAGGUGGGAGAGAGAGAGAGAGACCAUCAGUCAUACCUGUGGUACAUGAGUUUGAAGACGUGUUUCCAGAUGAAGUACCAGGGUUGCCUCCCAGUAGAGAAGUGGAGUUCUCUAUUGACCUGGUACCAGGGACGGGUCCGGUAUCGAUGGCUCCAUAUGGCAUGGCUCCGGCAGAGUUGGUAG
Molecule: messenger RNA, 1410 nt
Organism: Vigna unguiculata (cowpea)
Lineage: Eukaryota; Viridiplantae; Streptophyta; Magnoliopsida; Fabales; Fabaceae
Molecular function (GO): nucleic acid binding; zinc ion binding
Source: RefSeq, a predicted model, not a curated record